AUGCUUUUCAACUCUCAGCUGCAAUUAUAUUUUGCCUUGGUAAAAAGUCUUGGAUUUUCACCUCUGUUCCUGGAUCUCCGAUGGGUUCUUGAUUGUUCAGCCCAGGAUACAAUAACCUCAGAGCAAAAGCCAGUCUCUUUCAACCAAUUUAAUGUUCACCAUUCUUUCAGAGAUCCAGAACAGUCAGAUAGUUACCUUUCAAGUUUGGCCCGUGAUGGUGUCCAGGCUCUGUUAGCCAAAGUUUGGGAUCUACCGACACAUCGCAUUGAUAAUGCUGUCUAUGUUAAAUUACCAAAACCAAGUACCAGAUUACCAAGAGAAAAGCCACUGCCCAAAGGUCCAAUCCUUACAAAAUGGGAACAGUAUGCCAGGGAAAAGGGUUUAACAAGAAGGAAGAAAGAAAAGAAACUUUGGGAUGAAACACUGAAGAGAUGGGUACCUCGGUACGGUUACCGCAAAGUCCAAGCGGAAAAAGAAAAGAAUUGGGUUAUUGAAGUACCUGCGAAUGCAGACCCUUAUGAAGAUCAGUUCGAGAAGAGAUCACAGCUAAAGAAAGAAAGAAUUGCUAAAAAUGAAUUCCAACGUCUUCGUAAUAUAGCACGUCACAAUAAAAUAGAUGUUCCGAAAUUAGGAGUUACAGGAAGUUCAUUUGCUACCCCGAAAGAACUUAAUGUGGCGAUGCACCAUGCUAAACAUGCUACAGCCUCAGCUGGUAAAUUCCAAGAGUCCCUCCCAGGGGAAAAGAGAGCCAAAGGCUUGGGUAGAAAGCGCAAGGUAGAGUAUACAACAGGAGACGGCCAGCAGGAGAAGAAGAGAUGUCUAGAAAUCCUCAGCAAACUUGAUAAACCAGAUCUGAACCUUGAAGGAGCAAUAAGUAAACAAAUCACAGAGGAAAAUGUAGAGAGGUCAAAUAAGAAGAAGGGUGGCAAGAAAUAUGGCAGAAGAUCAAAGAUGGGUGGACGUCACAUGACAAAGUCUGAUCAUAAGGCUGAAAAACAAGGCAAAGGCUUCACCAAAAUUGUGAAGGAAAAGAAAACUAAAGGUAAAAAGGGCAAGAGAAAGGGAGGGAAACAUGACACUGCAUUCAAGAAAUCAAAGGGGGCUGGCUCUCAAGGGAAAGUUAAGAAGGGUGGUCAAAAAGCCAGAGGUGGAAAGAAAUAAAAUAUACAGCUGUCAA
This is a messenger RNA of Macrobrachium nipponense, 1177 nucleotides long. RefSeq names its product ribosome biogenesis regulatory protein homolog. The record is from RefSeq and is a predicted model, not a curated record. The transcript is spliced from 6 exons. Gene Ontology annotation, molecular function: protein binding. Gene Ontology annotation, biological process: ribosomal large subunit biogenesis; ribosome biogenesis; endonucleolytic cleavage in ITS1 to separate SSU-rRNA from 5.8S rRNA and LSU-rRNA from tricistronic rRNA transcript (SSU-rRNA, 5.8S rRNA, LSU-rRNA). Bases 1 to 1161 code for a protein of 386 amino acids. Gene Ontology annotation, cellular component: nucleus; preribosome, large subunit precursor; nucleolus. Lineage: Eukaryota; Metazoa; Arthropoda; Malacostraca; Decapoda; Palaemonidae.